Molecule: messenger RNA, 1902 nt
Organism: Linum tenue
Lineage: Eukaryota; Viridiplantae; Streptophyta; Magnoliopsida; Malpighiales; Linaceae
Source: the annotation of a GenBank genome assembly
AUUCCCGAACAAGCGGUUGAGGGAAAACUCGCCGGCUUUCCCCCUUCAUCCUUACAAGAACAAAAACCGUUUCUGUGUUCCCUCCUUUCUCUGUCUCUAACGGUUACCGGAAAUUAACGACUGCCUCCGUUUUCCUCUCGUUUCCGAAGCAAUGUCCGACGCUUACUGGAGAUACGCCGACCCGCGGCAGCCUCCUCAGCCGUCGUUGUCGCAGCAACCGCAACAUCAACAGCAACAGCAGUACCAGCAGCAGCAGCAGCCCCCGAUGUCUUCUUUCGUCGGGAAACGCCCACGUACCGGCGAAUAUGAUGUUCCUGGUGGGCGUGAACUCUCCAAUUACUAUGGGCGUGAAGAUGAAAGAGGCGGAGGUGGUGGUGGUGUUCGAGUAAUUAGAGAUACAGAUGCCCUUGGAUCAUCUUAUGAUCGUUACCUACGCAGUGUGCAAGCUCCAUCGUAUGGUGGUAAUGGACAAUCUGCUAGACCCAUGGGUGCAGGAAUGGGAAGCAUGGAGCCCGGGGGUGCUUCAAUGAAUGACAGAAACCUUGGAUUUGGUGGUGGAAGGAGUGAUCUUUCACUCCCUCCUGAUGCUAGCAGUACACUGUUUGUGGAGGGUUUGCCCUCCGAUUGUACAAGGCGUGAAGUUUCUCAUAUAUUUCGGCCGUUUGUUGGUUACAAAGAAGUUCGACUAGUAAGCAAGGAGUCAAGACGCCCUGGGGGAGAUCCAUUGAUCCUCUGCUUUGUUGACUUUAUGAGUCCUGCCCAUGCUGCCACCGCUCUGGAUGCCUUGCAAGGUAAAGCAUCCUUGUCAUACGUUAUGCUAGCAUCAAAGUCGUCCGCAUUUGUGAUGUUUUCCCUCUUAAUAGUUGCCCCAUUUUCAUUUGUGUCCUUGUGGAUUCAAGUGGUACCAUUUAGAUUUGAUUCCUGCUUCAGAAGUGGAGAUUCCGUUAUGCUUAAAAUACCAAGACCUGAGUGCCCAAUUGAUUACAAUGAUAGAUUAUCUUGCUAAAUGGGGCUUUAUCUGGUUGUCCGUUUGCAAACUCAACUGAGAGUGAACGUUUCUGCAACACCAAAGGAACUGGUCAUCUUAUCCCCAAAAUGUUUUAAUAUCCUUUCGCUUGUGGGAAGGAACAAAUGGUUGGCUCCUCAAUUCUUGCGCGUGUGCGAACUGGUUUAAUGUUCGGUGCAGUACGUUCAGUGCAGUAUGUUCUUAAGUGUCUGUAUUUUGCGGUGAAAUGAACUCUUACGUCGCUCGAAACCGUCAGGGGUCAUCCUGCGUGCGUAAAUAGUCGAGCUCGCUUUUUGCAGGUUAUAUGUUUGACGAGCACGAUCAUGAUUCACUCCAAUUAAGGUUGCAAUUUGCUCGCUAUCCUGGUGCGAGGUCAGGUAGCGGGCAUCGUGGCAAGCGUUGAGUGACAGGAUGAUUUUGGCAGGACUCGGCUAAACGACAGCCUCGCUUCGAGUAUUAUGCGAUUUCCCUAAUGGAUGCGUUCACUAGGUCGAUAAACUCGAUAAUGUGUCUUCCAGUGCCGGUGGAUGUAGACGUCAUACCUUUUCUGUUGAGAGAGUUGGAAAGUUUUCGCUUUGAAUAAUGAUCUAGAGUUCUGAUAAAGUUCUGGAGGAUUUGUUGUUCCUUCCUUUGCCAUUGCGAUAAACGUUUUUCUAUGUAUUGAUAUUUACGACUAGGAGGUAAUCUCAGGGAAGAUAUACUUAUUCAAGCAAGCACAUAACUCAGAGAGUGCAUGAAGAAUGAGUUAUGUAUACUACUAUGAGUUGCCUGCCUAUGGAUCUUGUUCUUGUGCUACUCUGUUGAUGCUAACCCUUCUUUAUUAAGAAUUAUCCAGAAAUUCAAUCUUUUUCUGAUUGCAUAGGUAGAAUGUCUAUUGGACAUGCUGUUUUAUUGCU